Messenger RNA from Prunus armeniaca (apricot), 321 nucleotides. The record is from the annotation of a GenBank genome assembly. Lineage: Eukaryota; Viridiplantae; Streptophyta; Magnoliopsida; Rosales; Rosaceae.
AUGAGUGAGAAUCUACUGAUAGAUGAUUACAGGUGGUUGGAUGGAUAUCAGAUCUCAUCUUCAACAAAAGGAAAUGGGCUCAGUAGCUCCAUUAAUUUAUCAUCUCAUUCAAAUGCCAAUCACUUCACUAACAGCAAUGGCUUGAGUGGACCAGUGAACUUUCCCUUUCCUGGUAAACAGGGUCCACCUAUGCAACUCCAAGGGGAAAAACAGAAAAUCUGGCAACAUUUUCAGAUGCCCAAUGACCUUGUACUACACCAUGAAAUGCGGCUGCAGCAACAACUUGUAAAUGGAAAUCAGCACUUUGACUCCUCAGCCUGA